CAUCCGGCCAUGUCUGCGGCUGCGGGAACAGCAACGCGUCGAAUCCCUGGGGACGAAUCACUGCUGCAAUGCAGGAAACGGAAUGGCAGAGUUCAGCAAACUGUGGGAUCUUCGCAUCCGCGUCCAUAAUAUUCUCAACUUCCACCCGAGUGAUAGGGACCAGGUCAUCUCACUGACAAACAUUCUCCCGAGGAGUCUGAAAUGGUUACAUCUGUCUGACUGUCGUGAGGAUCUUUGUGACAUGCUAGUGACCAACUUGGAAGGGCUUUUGACUCAUCGGAAGGAAAAGUUCCCCAGUUUAGAACAAUUGCUGAUUUACCCUGCCGCGGUCGAGGGAAUAUCAAGGACCGCGCUUCCUGGUACAUCCGGGCCCCAGGUUCGGAUUCCGCCGGCCUUUAGGGCACGAUUUGAAUCCGUCCAGGAGUUGUGCCGUGAAGGUGGUAUCGAGUUUGAUUUUGUGUUACGUGGAUCCUACAUGAUAAGUAUCGCAAGGUCGAUGCCGCAUCGUAGCUAUUAGGAAACAGUUCGUGAUCAAUUAGAUAUUAC
This is a messenger RNA of Aspergillus ochraceoroseus IBT 24754, 546 nucleotides long. RefSeq lists its product as uncharacterized. The transcript has a single exon. The record is from RefSeq and is a predicted model, not a curated record. Lineage: Eukaryota; Fungi; Ascomycota; Eurotiomycetes; Eurotiales; Aspergillaceae. The coding region runs from base 83 to 517 and encodes 144 amino acids.